This is a messenger RNA of Hibiscus syriacus, 975 nucleotides long. RefSeq lists its product as uncharacterized. The record is from RefSeq and is a predicted model, not a curated record. Gene Ontology annotation, cellular component: mitochondrion. The coding region runs from base 84 to 695 and encodes 203 amino acids. The transcript has 5 exons. NCBI's taxonomy places the organism in Eukaryota, Viridiplantae, Streptophyta, Magnoliopsida, Malvales, Malvaceae.
UCCGCUUUAAAGAAACUGAACUGUGUCAAAAUCGUUUCCAUCGUCAAACAGUUUCUCUAUUUUGCGCCACCCAAAUUUGAUUAAUGGAAGCCUCUGAAAAGCAAGAAGAAACCCACCCAAAUAGACCAGAAAGGUUAGCUGGUACUGUAAACUGGGGCACAGCCACUGUCAUUGGAGUAUUUGCAGGCAUGUUAUAUGGAGGUAGUAAGGAAGCUGCUGCUUCAGUUAGCAAAGAUGCAGAAGUGAUGUUGAAGCUUGGCAGCACUCCAGAUAAACGAGAGCAGUACCGAUUGAUGCGAGAUGCGAUGGAAAAAAGGUUUAUCCGAGUCACUCGUGGCUCAAUUGUAGGCGGAAUUCGACUUGGAAUGUUCACUGCUGGAUUCUAUGGUUUACAAAACUUGUUGGCUGAGAAACGGGGUGUCCAUGAUGUAUUCAAUGUUGUGGGUGCAGGUUCUGCAACUGCCGCAACCUUUGGUCUCAUUAUGCCUGGGUCUCUUCAAUGGCGUGCAAGGAACGUGGUGCUAGGUUCAGUUCUUGGAGCAGCUUUAUGUUUUCCUCUUGGUUGGAUUCACUUGAAGCUUGUAGAGAAAGCGAAUGAAGGGAACACGGCUGCUAAAGAUUCGAGAGAAAUGGGAGAAGCAAAGAGUGGUCUCGGGGCUGCCAUUGAUCGUCUUGAAGAGAACUUGAAUAAAUAGACCCACAACAAUUUGCAUAGAUAGAGAAGACUACAGAAAGCAGUGGCAUGGAACUAAAAUCUAAUGCUCUUGGCAAUGUUAAGGGCCAAACCUAAAGUUCUGCAUGGGAUAAAGGGUUGAGGAUAUCGGAAGCAUGGAACUGUUAUUUGUGUAUUUUGUUCGAUUGCCAGGUCCUUUUCCAGCUUUUAAUAGUUUUAUUUUUGUUGUUGAUGCUUUUUUGUUAAUGGUAUUAUUCUCGUACCCUUAGGGGACGUUGAUAAUAAUCUUUUCCGGAAUUACA